AUGGAACCUUUCUGCGGAAGGAAAAAGUUAGAGAAAUUUAGAAGAGGACUUGGGUUUGAUUUUGCAUAUGCUAAUUGCAACAAUAAAAUCUGGUUCUUUGGUGAUAGCUCUAUCAAUUGUAUUGUUAUUGAAGACCUUCCUCAACUUAUCAAUUGCUCAAUUGAUAAUAAUGGGGAGACUUUAUACAUGACUUUAGUGUAUGCUAAAUGCAAAGCUCAUCUCAGGGAGCCUCUAUGGGAUAGCAUCAAAUCUUUUUCUAAUGGAGUUAGCUCUCCAUGGAUGGUGAUUGGGGAUUUUAACGCUAUUACUGAUCCUCAGGAGAAAAAAAGGGGGAAAAUUCACAAUAUGUCUAAGAGCUUGCCCUUCAUCAACUGCAUUGUGGAUAGUGGCCUUUUGGAUCUUGGUUACACUGGAAGUCCUUUUACCUGGUGUAAUGGCUGGGCACCUACUAAGAGGAUAUGGGCAAGACUGGAUAGAGCUCUUGUUAACUCGGAAUGGUUACAGAAUUUUGCAGAUAUCUCUAUCACACACUUGGUCAGAACUGGCUCUGAUCAUGCUCCUUUGCUUGUCUCCACUUCUAAUCCACAAUUGGAGCCUAAAAAGUAUUUCAGAUUCUUAGAUCUUUGGACUGAACAAGAGGGUUUAUGCAAGUAG
This is a messenger RNA of Nicotiana attenuata, 654 nucleotides long. RefSeq lists its product as uncharacterized. The record is from RefSeq and is a predicted model, not a curated record. The transcript has a single exon. NCBI's taxonomy places the organism in Eukaryota, Viridiplantae, Streptophyta, Magnoliopsida, Solanales, Solanaceae. The coding region runs from base 1 to 654 and encodes 217 amino acids. Gene Ontology annotation, molecular function: catalytic activity.